Puccinia graminis f. sp. tritici CRL 75-36-700-3 is the source of this 618-nucleotide messenger RNA. RefSeq lists its product as uncharacterized. NCBI's taxonomy places the organism in Eukaryota, Fungi, Basidiomycota, Pucciniomycetes, Pucciniales, Pucciniaceae. Bases 1 to 618 code for a protein of 205 amino acids. The transcript has 3 exons. The record is from RefSeq and is a predicted model, not a curated record.
AUGUCCUCAAUCUGUGGCGCGUCAGAUAAUACUAUACAUAUAACCAGCGUGAUUAGCUCCCCAGAAAUUGUGCAUCACAGUCAAUAUUCCGAACUCUCAAAAUUUUACAUUAUACUACAGUCAAAUAGCUCAGAGCCCCCUCCUUUCAUACAUGAGCCAGAAACGGAGAUUUUUUUCACCGGUCACCUUAUUGCUAGUUUGUUUGGUAGUUACCCUGUGAUUAAGGUUGGAGCGGGAAAGUGGGUGUUCCACCGGGGACAACACUAUGAGCUGGUGGAGGAAUUCAGUAAGGCGCGAGUCUGGGGAUCUGGAUAUGUGACUCAAGUCAAACACAAUCGGAGUGCUCCCCGACGAAGCUAUUUGACUGUUUUGGACCCUACACCAACAUCGGGGGCCUGCAUCCGACUUCUUGCCUGGGACUCGGAGAUUUUGGGUCAAAUGAGUCGGAUUAAACGUGGGAACUGGAUCAAGUUUAGUGGGAAAGCUGGGAUCGACGCGUAUAAGGACUCCCACAUUGCGGAAACAACCGACGGUCAGAAUCAACCCAAUAUUUCCUCAGGACUAAUCCCAAAACCAUUCGAGAGUUAUCCGUGGACGAAUGGGCCCCGGAGAAGUUAA